Messenger RNA from Notothenia coriiceps (black rockcod), 1016 nucleotides. RefSeq lists its product as uncharacterized. NCBI's taxonomy places the organism in Eukaryota, Metazoa, Chordata, Actinopteri, Perciformes, Nototheniidae. The transcript has 6 exons. The coding region runs from base 365 to 1000 and encodes 211 amino acids. The record is from RefSeq and is a predicted model, not a curated record.
GGUUCAUCUACUGUCACAGUCUAAUAGUCUUUCUUUUUGAGUGCACUGAUGCAUGUCCUUACAGUCUACGCAGCAGCUUUCUUUAUGACGGGGGGGGGACGGGGGACGGGGGUAACCUGAUUCCCAAGGCAACUGUUGCCACCGCAAAACACUCAUUGAAUGCACAGGCAUGUCACAGUUAAUCUCUAACUAGUGCCGCUGCACUAAUUUGCUAUAUUUCAAUUUGUGUUAUGAUUUACCAGAAAUCAUAAUGUGCUGGUUUAAGAAAACUAUUUAAUUGUUCAGGUUUUUUAACACGUUGAGAAUUUUCAUUCCACAAAAAGUUCUCUGGUAGAGGAACAGAAGAGACAGCUUGGACUACAAAAUGAGACUACCAGCUAUCUCCAUAGCUUCCACCCCAGUGUGUAUUCCUCAAGACACACUUCCUAUCCGGCAGAGUCGCUGUCUGGUGGUCACCCAAACUACAUUUCCCAGCAUCUCAAACUCUGCCCGGCUCUGGGCAAGCAGUCAGAGUAUCCCAAGACUGAACCCUUUACAUCCACCUUUGGUUCAUAAACGCAUCGUCAGCCUGGAGACACCAGCUGUUCACCACCACAACCACCAGAGGACACUGAUAAUGCAGAGGAGAGAGCACCAGAGGUAUCAUCAAGUGUGGAGAAAACCUUUUUAUGGAUCCAGCAGUGAGAGAGACGAGUACAGGAAAGAGUUGUUAGAGCAUUUAAAGAGGCAGAUGGAAGAGAAAUGCAUAUCACUGAAGCUACAUGUGGCCAGUAAAGUGAAGGAAGCCGAGAAUCUACGGGAAGUGGACCGCCUCGCACUGUCCGGUGAAAGAGAGCUAAGGAUCCAGCACAGCAAAGCAAUGACAGCCUACAGAGAUGAGAACAAGAGGCUAAUGGAGCAGAGCUGGAGGGACAGAGCACUAACACGCUCCCAGGAGACCCUAAAGGAGAGAGAGAUGCUCUGCCUCAACCCCAUUAACUGGAAUGGAACACUGAAAUAGGUCAAACUUCAACAUC